Daldinia decipiens is the source of this 1515-nucleotide messenger RNA. RefSeq names its product fungal-specific transcription factor domain-containing protein. The transcript has 4 exons. The record is from RefSeq and is a predicted model, not a curated record. Bases 1 to 1515 code for a protein of 504 amino acids. Gene Ontology annotation, cellular component: nucleus. NCBI's taxonomy places the organism in Eukaryota, Fungi, Ascomycota, Sordariomycetes, Xylariales, Hypoxylaceae. Gene Ontology annotation, molecular function: DNA-binding transcription factor activity; transcription cis-regulatory region binding. Gene Ontology annotation, biological process: positive regulation of transcription by RNA polymerase II.
AUGCCUAGUUCCAACUCCAUCAGUUUCACUCAUCAACUAGCCAGAUUCGAUGAGUUUAUACCCCGGUAUUAUACUGAAGUCGUCUGCGCUAACGCUUCUCUGGUUGAUGGCCGGCAGCAUAAUCCAUUUCGAUAUCAUAUCGUUCCAAUGGCAUCGCAUUCCAGUACUGUGUUCUCUGCUAUGUUAGCAGUAAGUGCCGUCAAGAUGGCGACAAAAGAUCCUAAAUUUCAUCGUAGAGCUUUGGUGCAUCGACACCGGGUGCUGGUGGACGUUAAACGUCUUCUGGAAAGCGACCAUAUCGAUACAGCUAAAUGUCUCGAGGCCCUCGUAUCAGUUGUUAUGCUAUGUUGGUAUGAUAUUAGCGACAAUUGCAAAUCAACUUGGAUAAGUCACCUUGUAGGCAUAUUCGGGCUGUUGGAUGUCUGUCUGGAAAAGAAUAUCCGUUCCGCCGAUUACGAAGGAAUACUGCACUUCAGCCAACAAUACCUAAUGUAUCAUCUAAUUAUGGCCAAAAGCACUCUCCACGUUGAUGAUGUGAUACCAUCAUAUAAACAUAUCCUAUCGAAGCUCCUAGGAAGUCCGGCAACCACGCACAAGGGGCGCCACAAUACAAACUACGCGGGCUUGGAAGGGCCCUAUAACGCAGCGUCACGAACCAUGUCGUCCGGUUAUGGAAAUGGAGAUUCCACAGCACAGUUAGGUUUCCGCCUCGUAGGCCCUAGCUUUAACGAUGAGCUGGACAAAAUUGAUACCCAUCAAGGGUUUAGUAACCGCCUGCUUCUUAUUAUUAAUGACAUAUGCGACCUGCGUGAUGCUCAGAACUCCGAUGAGUCAAACCACCAAGAUGCCGAUACGGAAGCAUUAGAACGUAGGGUGGUUGAGAUUCAGUUCAAGCUUGAUACCCUUACACAGGUACCGCCGGAAAACAUCCAAGUUUUGGAGGCUGGGACGAAUCGUGAUGUUCAGCUCGAGCCUGAAGAACUCCGGCGCAAGUUAGAGUUUAUUACGAUGACAGCAGAUUCGAACAGGUUGGCUGCACUUCUUUUUCUCGACGAAACAUGCGCCACCCAUCUCCCUCAUAUUGUCCCGCAAUGCCGAAAGAACCGCUCUGCCAUCAUCCAGAAAACCCUCUCCCAUGUCAAACUCAUCUGUGAGACGGGACCUAUCACUGCCGCCCUUCCUAUUUGGCCAGUAUUUGUGGCCGGAUGCAUGGCCUCUACUGAUGAUGACCGCCUGCAAGUGAUGGAGAUAUUUGACAUGUUUCUGAGUCAGAAGAAAUUCGGGAGCCUGCCACCAGCGCUUACUGUCAUCAAGAUGGUCUGGCGCCAACGUGAUUUAGGAUCCGACGAAAACCCGCGAAAAAUACUUCUCGCAUCGUCUAGUGAUUCUGCUGGGAGUUGCGAUGGUAAGGGUGGUGGUCCCACAUCGUCUACGAGUCGUAGGCAGCGAACACGAUAUCCUUGGGAACGUGCGAUUUCAAUGCUGGGGGGCUCAUCCUUACUGAGCCUUACAUAG